AUGCCUCCAGAUUUUGGCUGCCGAAGUCUUAGGUUUAAGAGAUCAGAAGGAGAACGUGCUCCUCAACGUUAUGUAUUUAAAGAAAUUUACUUGCCAAUGGGAAAGGAGCUCAUGACUCAUGACUGUAGAUAUGAGUGCCUCAUAGAGAGCAAUUGUUUGUCUGUGAACAUCGGCCCACCAAACGAGACAGGCUUCAGGCUCUGCCAACUGAGUAGCUUCGACCACACCCAACAUCGUGAAGAUAAAGAAAUACGAAAAGGUUUUAUUCUCUGGGCCUCUGAGGUAGGAUUUUACUUUACAUUACAAUACAAUCGUCUGAAAUCAGCUUGAAUGUUUUUGGUCAAUUAUAAUUACUAACAGGCGUGUUCCUAUUCCAUCAGAAUUCGUGCACCAGUAAUCCCUGCCUCCAUGAUUCCACCUGUCUCAAUGGAUAUACCGACAAGAGAUACAUUUGUCUGUGUCCAGAUAAUUACACGGGAGAAAACUGUGAAAGAGGUCUCACUAAUAUUCUUUUUUAAUGUUCUGAAGGUUCUUCAUCCAGCUUGCGGAUAAGCUCAUAUCAGUCCUCAUUGUUUUCUUUGUUUAGAUAGAAACGAGUGUAUUGACAACUCUCAUGACUGUCAUGCCAAAGCUGUUUGUAAUAAUACCGAGGGAUCAUUUACGUGUAGCUGUACAGAAGGUUUUCAGGGGAACGGUCGGAAUUGCACAGGUGAGAUUCAUAGAUAUUCAUAGAGACAUAUUAAUAAUAAUGAAAUAUUUUCAUAGCAUCAUAUCCAAUGGCUUAUGGCGCUUUACAAAGCCUUGUUUGGCACUUUGGCCAGACUGCAUUGAACAGUUUACAAUUUUUAAAGGGAACUUUUGCGAAUACCCCCAUUUUAAGAGUUCAGGCUGUCGCGUACCCAAUGCAGCGGACACGGGGUGUUAUGCACUGGAGUUCGGGGAGUAUCACAGUGUAGGAAUCGACAACACAAGUUGAUUCAACAACGUUUAAUGCUGUCGUCUGACUAUGGUACACAUGCGGUGAAAACUAAAAAAGGGAAAUUGUAAUGUACAAGAUCAAAAAAUGGGAUGAGACUGAUAACAAAACAAAUGAAGUCGAAGAGAAAGGAAACUAAAUACAAUAAGCUGAGACUUACCUCUGAUCCUGUCUUUACGUGCUUAGAGAAACUGCAACGUUACCUAACCGGAAGAAUCUUGGGUAAAAAGAAACUCUGAUCUAUCUCCGUCGAUCUCUUAACUCCAACUGACUGGAUACUUAAGGGGCGUACCGCUAUAAGGGUAUACUUCACGUAUACAAUCGCAAAUCGGGUUUAUUAGGAAUGCUAGCCAGGUAGUUCAAACUGUAAACAAUAGUACACUUGGAAAGUUGGGGCGUAAACUCGACAAAUUUUUGCAGAUACCCUCAUUUUAAGAAUUAGGGCCAUACCACAACACUAGCAGCUAUGUUCCCUAAUCUCUGCAAUAAGAGUAUGAAUUAUUUAACGAUGCAGUAGAAGGGGCGGACGGUUUUUUCUUCCUCAUCCGAGAAGACUAAAAUGUCUAGCCAUUUGCGCUGAGAGUGAUUUAUCUGAAGACGAAAACAAAUUACGACUAAUAUCUAUCACAGUCAAGUUUGCUAAAAAAAAUUGAUUGAUUUUCAAACUUUUUAGAUGUGGACGAGUGUACCAGCCACAUCCAUGGCUGUCACUAUAAUGCAAGUUGCAAUAACACAGACGGCUCUUACACAUGCAAAUGCAAAACGGGAUUCAAUUGCAGUAAGUAUAAGAAAUGUUGUUUGAUUUUUUUUAAUAGUUUUUUUCAGAAGUUUAACUGAUAACGAUUUGCGUGAUCCACUUGAAACGGCGCCGGACAUAAACUCUGAUAAAAUGUGCGUUUAAAACGAAUACUUACCUCAAUCAUUGCAGCUCAGACAGAUACUUUAUCAUUCGAUGUAAAUCGUGACAACGGGAAAUACUAAUCCUAUGCAAGCACACCUUCCCUCUACCAAAUGAACACUGAAACAACCUGAAAUCUACGAAAUCGAGGUCGUACGAAUUACAUUUAAUGGGCUUAGGAUUCUAUCAGGGCAAUGACCAGGAACUAAAUAAGACGAGUUUUCCAUAGAUUUGGCUGAAGUGGUUCAUUUCUUGAUAUGUUUAUACAGGAAUCCGCCCGAAAACCCCUUAAAGGGGAAGACUCCUCCUGUGAUAAGUAACCCGUACCCUAAAUCUUCCUCCAAACAGUCAAAAUAAUUUCAAAUUUCUCAGAGUAGGAAAACUUAAGAUCUGAACUGCCCUUUAUGAGCUUAAUGUAACAUAUUUGUUCUCUCAGCUGUUUGAACUGAUCAUAAUACCAGCUGCCAGACUAAACAUAAACAUUCGUGAUAAAGAUGACAAUACAACUUAAUAAAAAAAUGGAUGUCAAUUUUACAUUUUCCUCUCAGCAUUCAAAGCCGUGUUCUCAAAUCUCAAUGCCACUGGAAGAUGUGGUCCAACAUCGCUCGGAAGUUACUACGCAGGUCAGGAUCAUGACGGACAAGUUGCUCUGUCCAGCGGUAUUCAACAGUGGACUGUGCCGUACACUGGUGAUUACAGAAUAGAAGCAAUAGGGGCAGCUGGAGGGUACGAUCAACGGAUUAACAGCUCUCAGUACCGCGGAAGAGGAGCAAGAAUGAUUGGAACAUUCCGCUUAAACAAGGGUGAAGUCAUCCAGGUACUUGUAGGUCAAGAAGGAGGAAUAAACAAGAGGUCUUAUUCUUCUGGAGGCGGUGGAGGUACAUUUGUAGUGAGAGGAGCCAACACACCUUUGAUAAUAGCUGGAGGCGGAGGAGGGGUAGGUUAUGUAUUAUCAAGACAUACAGAAUGUGACGCCAGCUCAAACACGACAGGGAAUCCUGGGUACACAUUAUGGCCAGGGGGGAGCAAUGGACAUGGUGCGCAGACUGCUGAUUAUAGACAAUCAGGUAAGAAUAAUUUUCAAUAAUCUUUAGCAUUUUAGCAUUUUGGUGGUAAUUUUAAAAUUUCGUAUGAAAUGUUUAUUCUGCCAUAAUCUCACGAUAUGCCCAUCAAAAGUUUUCUAAUUUAAUUAAUAUCAUGAUAUUUCAGGUGGUGGUGGUGGCGGGUUUUACUCCAGUGGAGGAAGUGGAAGAGGAAAGGGUGGUAAGGGAUUUCUGCAGGGAGGGGUAGGUGGGAGAUCAUGGUAUGUCGACGUCACUUAUGGUGGGUUUGGCGGAGGAGGAGGAGGUGGAGCUGGGGAAUGGUGGUAUGGAAGAAGAGAAGGAGGAGGAGGAGGAGGAGGAGGAGGAUACUCUGGGGGGGGCAGUUUUGUAGAUUACUGUGGGGGUGGUGGUGGAUCCUACAAUGUUGGAAACAAUCAGCAGAAUGAAUGUUGUUACAACAACGCUGGCCAUGGUCAGGUGACCAUCACACUACUGUAG
Messenger RNA from Pocillopora meandrina, 3415 nucleotides. The record is from the annotation of a GenBank genome assembly. Lineage: Eukaryota; Metazoa; Cnidaria; Anthozoa; Scleractinia; Pocilloporidae.